GGUGCAGCUGAGGAUGCGUCCUGUGCGCAGCAUCUCCGGGAUGCAGGAUCCUCCUCCUCUGGAAACUGGAGGAGCAUCUUCUCCCUCUGACGUCAUGACAGCAGCAUCAGCUGUUAGCUCCGCUUUAAGCCUUUUCGCCGCCGAUCGCUUCCUGCACAAAGGAAAUAUAUGAGAUCCCCUCUAAUCCCUGAAAUGGCGACACAGGAGGUACAGCUGAACGAGACUCUGGCUCAUCUCAAAACGGAGUCGGAGACGCUGAAGUCGAAGCUGGAGGAGGAAAGAGCGAAGCUGCACGAUGUCGAGCUACAUCAGGUGGCAGAGAAGGUGGAAGGGCUGGGUCAGUUCGUCAUGAAGACACGGAGAACCCUGAAGGGACACGGCAACAAAGUUCUGUGUAUGGACUGGUGUAAGGACAAGAGGAGAAUCGUCAGCUCGUCGCAGGAUGGGAAGGUGAUUGUGUGGGAUGCUUUCACUACCAACAAGGAGCACGCUGUGACAAUGCCUUGCACCUGGGUGAUGGCCUGCGCCUACGCCCCCUCCGGCUGCGCUGUCGCUUGUGGGGGCCUGGACAAUAAAUGCUCAGUGUAUCCUCUGUCCCUGGACAAGAACGAGAACUUGGCUGCGAAGAAGAAGUCAGUGGCCAUGCACACAAACUAUCUGUCUGCCUGCAGCUUCACCAACUCAGAUAUGCAGAUCCUGACGUCCAGCGGGGAUGGAACCUGUGCAUUAUGGGAUGUUGAGAGUGGGCAGCUUUUGCAGAGUUUCCAUGGACAUGCGGCAGACGUGCUCUGUCUGGACCUGGCCCCGUCCGAGACUGGAAACACAUUUGUUUCGGGGGGCUGUGACAAGAAGGCCAAUGUGUGGGACAUGCGUUCAGGACAGUGCAUUCAGUCCUUUGAAACUCAUGAAUCAGACAUAAAUAGUGUGCGAUACUAUCCCAGUGGAGACGCUUUUGCUUCUGGCUCAGAUGAUGCUACGUGCCGCCUGUAUGACUUGAGGGCAGACAGAGAAGUGGCUAUUUACUCCAAGGAGAGUAUCAUCUUUGGGGUCUCCAGUGUUGAUUUCUCCCUCAGUGGCCGACUACUGUUUGGUGGCUACAACGACUACACCAUAAAUGUAUGGGAUGUCCUCAAAGGAACGCGAGUCUCGAUUCUGUUUGGACAUGAGAACCGUGUCAGCACGCUGCGCGUUUCCCCAGACGGGACAGCCUUCUGCUCAGGGUCCUGGGACCACACUCUUCGGAUCUGGGCUUAAGCACCAAGACACAGAGGAUUAAUGAGUAGACAGACCUACUCAAGACACAACGAUGUUUCUGUUUGCCAGAGUACAAUCACAUACAGUAGAGACUCAGCUUUGGUUGUACAUAGGGCAUAUCAAUAGCAGUGUAUAUACUCCCGUCUCUUGGCCAGGGUAGAUUUACAUAUUUCAAAGAGUAAUUAAACCAAAUGUCAAGCUUGCAUUACAAUAUGUCUGAAAGAAAAAUGCACAGAUGUACUUAUGGUUAAAUCUUAAGAUGUAAAAAGUAUGUUGCAGAAAAUAUCAUUGGUAGUGACUUGCAUCAGUCUAGGAUAGAAGUGGCACAAUAAAGUGGUGUAUUGUAUGCGUCUACAUAAAGGACAUUACUUGUUAAUGUAUUUGUUUUUUUACACAAGAAAAUGGAGAAAUUCACUCGGGCAAAGAAAAAACUGGAUCUCAGUGAAAAAAAAAAUAGUGAGGUUGAUUAGAAGUGUUGAAAUGAAUCGAUAUUAUUAGAUAUAAUUAAAUAUUUGCUUAAAAUGUUAAAAGGAAAAUGAUUUUUUAGCUCAUUGAAUAUGAAAUAAAACAGUAAAUUCAUGUGCACCAAACAACCACUUCUCCCUUCUUGACAGUAACUCACCUGCCGAUAUUAUACUAAUCUAAAGAAAAGCACACUUUCAGGAAAACCUAAAUUACACAAUGGUUAUUUUCCACCUUUUUUACUCCUUGUGUUUGUUUAUUUACAGCUGUAAACCACUUACUAUUCAAGGUGCACAUUCAGUCACUAGAGAUACCCUGAACAUGUUCCACCCCAGUACCUAAAUACAUAAAAAAAAGUUAUCUAAAUGUACGCCUUUCAUGCAGUUGUCUGAUGGAUGUAAUUUCAUAUUUACUGUAAUUAUUUUAUUGUAGUUUAGUGUACAGAUAUACAAGGGACUGUUAAACUAAAUAUUACAAGCAAAAUAAACAGAGUUUUGAAUAUCA
Molecule: messenger RNA, 2220 nt
Organism: Mugil cephalus (flathead mullet)
Lineage: Eukaryota; Metazoa; Chordata; Actinopteri; Mugiliformes; Mugilidae
Gene: gnb5a
Product: guanine nucleotide binding protein (G protein), beta 5a
Exons: 11
Coding region: 169-1254 (361 amino acids)
Biological process (GO): G protein-coupled receptor signaling pathway; G protein-coupled dopamine receptor signaling pathway
Cellular component (GO): cytoplasm; heterotrimeric G-protein complex
Molecular function (GO): signaling receptor complex adaptor activity; protein binding
Source: RefSeq, a predicted model, not a curated record